This is a messenger RNA of Saccoglossus kowalevskii, 1993 nucleotides long. Its product is annotated as nuclear receptor 2. Gene Ontology annotation, biological process: regulation of DNA-templated transcription. Gene Ontology annotation, molecular function: sequence-specific DNA binding; zinc ion binding; nuclear receptor activity. Lineage: Eukaryota; Metazoa; Hemichordata; Enteropneusta; Harrimaniidae. The record is from RefSeq and is a predicted model, not a curated record.
AUGGCGGCUUCUAGGUCGGAGCAAGAGCAAUCAGUUCUCUCUAAUUCCCCUGCGUUCUCCAGUCAAUCAACAACACAUGCACAGAAUGAAGACUCUCUUUCACCAUCAGUAACAACAACGACUGAAUUACUGUGUUUAGUAUGUUCCGACAAGGGGUCUGGAUACCAUUAUUCGGUAUUUUCGUGCGAGGGUUGUAAGGGUUUUUUCAAACGAACCGUUCAAAAACAACUGAAAUACAGCUGUAAAGAAAGCAGGAACUGCGAGAUUACAAAGUACAGUAGGAACAGUUGCCAGUCAUGCCGCUUUCAGAAAUGUGUCAACAUGGGCAUGAAAAUAGACGCUGUACGAGAAGACAGAACACCGGGUGGUAAACAGAAAAUAAAGCGCUCACGAUCACAUUCAUCAAGUCUGCCCGUGAACCAAAGUACAAAAAAAACAUUCCCUAAUGUGAGUGAUACAAACAAUGAUACAGCAUCCUCGUCAUCGUUAACCGAUACAAAUUCCCCUCAACCUGAGAAACGUUUAAAAGAAGACAGUGACGUUUCACAGGAGGAUCAAAGUAAAGCGUAUGAGACAAUGGCCGAGUUACUAACCGCUGCACGUCCUGACAUAGUACCUGAAGCUCAGUCAUUCAAGGAUAUGAGUAAUUUUGGCAUAGAUGAUUUGAUGCAGUAUGGAUACAAAGAAUUGCAGUUAAUUAUACAGUGGGCUCGGCAUGUGCCGGGAUUUCGAGGUCUACUGAUAGAAGAUCAAAUGGCACUUUUAAAAGCAUCAUUCAUGGAACUAAAUGUACUCAGGUUAGCAUAUAGAUCUAGAAGUGAAAAUGGUUUGGUUAGAUUUGGCGCUAACAUGAAGCUCACCAAAGAUCAGGCCAUGGAGAUUGGCUGGGGACAAGAACUGAUACAAUCUACUUUAAAUUAUGUUUCAAGGAUACAAGAAGUUAACGUUGAUCACGUAGAGUUCUGUUUUCUUAACGCCAUUGUACUUACUUAUCCAGAUGCCGCAGGACUACAAGACAAAACCAGUGUAACAACUCUUCAAGCCAAAAUAGUUGAUGCACUUCGACACUACAUCAAAACACACUAUCCAAAAGAUGCCAAGAGAUAUGCAAAGGUGUUACUAAGGUUACCAACUUUACGAACUGUUGCUUCUAAAGCAACUGAGAGAUUUUUAUCAAUGACAUUGGAUGGCACAAUACAAAUCAAUGAAUUAGUAUCAGAGAUGAUGGGAUAAGCAGCCAUAUUGAGAAUAAUUAUUGAGUUAUGUAGUCAUAGAUUUUAUCAAUGACAUCGGAUGGUGCAUGUGUAUGAUGCAAUUCACUGAAAUAGUCUCAGAGAUAAUGGAAUAGGCAGCCACGUUGAGAAUAACUAUCAGUUAUGUAGACAUUUAAUUUUUUCAUCAAGUUAGGUACUCAGUCUCAUCUGUACAACUAUCUGUACAGAAUGAUAUUACAUAUUUAUUCAUCAAAAGUACAAAUUGUAUAAUAAAUAGAAUUGUAAAUUAAACUGAAAUCUGAAUAAAAUCAUGAAUGAUCAAACAUAUUUUUGACAUGAGUUGAAUGAAAUUUUGGUAAAUUAUUUUCUGUGACUGGCUCUUAAAAUGUUUAGGGAGUGCGACAAGCUUUUGAAUUAUGAACCUCAGCUGUAUUUAUUUUUAAUUCAAAGUGACUCUCUCAAAGUACUGUAAAAUACUUUAUUUUAGUUGGAAUUAAUUUUUGCUGAGAAGACAUUUUAGUUGUUUUUUAUGAAUUUUAAUUUUAACGAGUUGAAUGUAAAAUAUAGAAAAAAAAGGUAUUUUCUUCAGCAAAAAUAGUGACAAAUAAAUUCCAAGUGAAGAUACAGUGUAAAGUACUUUAUAGUACAUGUAAGAAGUAAUAUUCCAGAUACUUGCUUGUUUAAUAAUCAAGCUAAUGAUAGAACGGCCAAUGAUCAGCUGCAACCUGAAUACUGUAAAAUACUUUAUUUUAGCUGGAUUAAAUUUUUGCUGAAAAGAA